AUAUAAUUAAGGACAAAUGUGUCCAAUGGUGGUGCUGGAAGCAACACCCAUCCGGAACCGAGCCGAUGGAGGGAGAUAGAAAGAGAUAGCUGUAGUCCGGAAAUUCAGCAGCCGGGAAUUCAAAAACAAACGGCGACUGACAUCGUUGAUCUCCAUUCUUGAUUCGUCCGAACAACCAAGUUCCCAAAUCCCAAUUGCCCGGUACCCGUACAGCCGUACUCCGGUCCUCUCUUCAUCGCUGGUCGAACCCUCGAAUUCCAGAAGGCGCUAGCGUCAAGUCGGAACUCGGAACUCAGUCUUAGAGGGAGGCGAAGGCGCAGCUCGUUCGGUCGUACUCUUCGUCAGUCGCUCACGGCGGUCGCUGUUCGCACAUGCUGUUCUGCAGCUCUGCUCUUCGCCUGUUUCCCUCCGCCUGACCAGCGCUGAAUAUGGAGUCCAGUAUGGCUGUUGUGGGCAAUAAUUUGGAGCCUCAGGAUGAGAUGGAGUUUGAAUCUCAUGAGGCAGCAUACGAAUUUUACAAAGAAUAUGCCAAAUCAGUAGGAUUUGGCACUGCCAAAUUGAGCAGCCGUCGCUCUAGGGCUUCCAAAGAAUUCAUUGCUGCAAAGUUUUCCUGCAUUAGAUAUGGCAAUAAGCAGCAGUCAGAUGACGCAAUAAACCCUAGACCUUCUCCCAAGAUAGGCUGCAAGGCUAGCAUGCAUGUUAAGAGAAAGCAGAAUGGGAAGUGGUACAUCCAUAGUUUCAUGAGAGAGCAUAAUCAUGACCUUUUGCCAGCGCAAGUGCAUCUUUUUCGGAGCCACCGAAUUUCUGAUCCCAUCAAGAGUGAUCCCAAAAUUCGGAGGAGAAGGGUGCUUUCCACCGUGCCAAACCAGUAUGCCACCUACCAGAUCUCUAGCUCUUUUGAUAACAUAUUUACGAAUCAGCAUGGUAGGGGCCGUAGUUUGGCUUUAGAAGAAGGAGAUGCUCAAAUGCUGCUUGAACGCUUUGUGCACAUGCAAGAAGAGACUCCAGGAUUCUUUUAUGCAGUGGACAUGAAUGAGGAGCAUCGACUUAGAAAUGUGUUUUGGGUUGAUGCCAAAGGCAUGGAUGAUUAUGCUAAUUUUAGAGAUGUGAUCUCGUUUGAUAUUUCAUAUUUCACAAAUAAGUACAGGAUACCAAUGGUCUAUUUCGUUGGUGUAAACAAUCACAUCCAGCCAAUAUUACUGGGAUGUGCAUUGAUUGCCGACGAGUCAGUGCAUACCUUUUUUUGGUUGUUUAAAACAUGGUGCUUGGCAAUGGGUGGGCGAGGCCCAGAUGUAUUGCUCACUGACCAAAACCUUGCCAUCAAAGCAGCUGUUUCGGCAGCUCUUCCCAACACCCAUCACUACUUUAGCUUGUGGUGUGUUUUGGAGAAGAUCCCUAGGCAUCUUGAUUAUCUUAGCCUGUGGCAUGAUCUUUUCAUUGCAAAAUUCAGUAAAUGCAUACAUAGGUCACGCGAUGAAGAACAGUUUGAAAAAAGAUGGUGGAAAUUGCUUGAUAGAUUUAGUCUUAGAGAUGUUGAAUGGAUUCAGUCAUUGUAUGAAGAUCGCAAACAAUGGGUUCCUACUUUUAUGAAGGGAAUCUCUUUUGCUGGCUUAUCUACUGCUUCCAGAGCUGAAAGUAUGAACUCUUUGCUGGACAAGUAUAUCCACAGUGAUACUUCCUUGAGGGAAUUCAUGGGAAAGUAUAAGCUAACCCUUGAGGACAGAUACGAAGAAGAAGCCAAAGCAAACUUUGAUGCAUGGCAUGAAACUGCUGAGUUAAACUCUCCCUCGCCUUUUGAGAAACAGCUGUCUCAAAUAUAUACUCAUGAAAUAUUUAAGAAAUUCCAAGUUGAAGUCUUGGGAGCAGCAGCAUGCCAUCUUAAAAAAGAAAAAGGUGACAUGACAAUGACAUAUGCUGUUAAAGACUUUGAAACUGAUUUAGAUUACAGUGUGGAGUGGACUGAAUCAAAUCUGGAAAUAUACUGUUCUUGUCAUCUGUUUGAAUACAAAGGUUUUCUUUGUAGGCAUGCUAUUGUGGUCCUCCAAAUGUCAGGGAUUUUCAAAAUUCCAGUUAAAUAUGUUUUACAGCGUUGGACCAAUGUUGCUAAAAGCAGGAUAUGUAUCAGCGAAAAUCUGGAUGAUGUACAAUCCAAGGUCCGCCGUUAUAAUGAUCUAUGCCGGCGAGCCAUAAUAUUGGGUGAAGAAGGGUCGCUUUCUCUAGAGAGUUAUAAUAUUGCAGUUGGUGCUAUUAAAGAAGCUAUGGAACAGUGCUCAAAUGUAAAUGGUUUUACUAAUGUGGACUUAAGACAUGGCAUGCUUUCGACACAUGUCAUCCAGGGCAUUGAAGAAGCAAAUCACAAAAGCACAGUUUUAGCUAAAGAGCAUGUGUCUGACAUUGAAGUUUCACCCACAAGUAGAGGGUCAAAAAGAGUUGAUUCUUGGAAUGAACAGGAAGGUAAUGGAAGCCAUGCUAAUAAAAAGGGAAAGGGGCCAUUGGAAGUGGAUGCCUCAAAUAUCAGUACACAAGCAGUGUCUAACCAAAUGGUUUGUCACACACUCACACUUUGAACCCCAUUCUCAAUUUGAAAAAUACUUCGUAUUUAUUUGCGUUUUAAUGAACCUACACAUGCACUUGAACUUUUAGGCAAAUAGGCAAAAUAACACCUAUUGUUUUAAAAAAUUAAGUUUUAGUUCAACAUUAAAAUGAAUGUUUUAUCUGUUGUGAAAUGGCAACCGAGUACACACCCCUUCAUAUUGUAUCUCUCAUAAUGCUAACUUUUGUAAGGUUAUGAAAAGUUACAUUACCUUUGUCCCAUUAGGGUUUAAGAGGUGUAAUUUAUGAUAAAGCUAAGUCUUCUAAUUAUAGUAAAUUAGUAUUACUAAUUAAAACUACAAUUUAGAAAUUGCACUAAAAGUUCUACUGAAACGUAAAAACGGAAUUCAAAUAUGAUAAAUUUCAUACUCAAAAUAAGAGGAUAAAAGAAAGCGUGUUAACUACAUAAAUAGUAACACAGUAAACCUUUUAGAGAUGGAUGGAGUAUCAAAAUUGUUUCAAUAGGCUACAAUCCGUGUAAGGGGAGCUGAUUGAGACUGUGCAAGGGUUCCAAAACUCAAGGGUAAAUUAAUUAGGUCAUCAUCACCCCAGUGCCGUAAAGUCUCCCAGCUAAAGGUGGGGUAAGGGGGGUCACAUGCAUGCAACCUUACCUCUGUACUAAACUAGCAUAAAGAGACUAAUUCCGAAUGACAUGAUGAAUAUUGCGUCAAAAAUUGCAUGGAUUGACUCUUUCAUAACAAAGAAGCGCAGACAGUUUAGUUUAGUGAGUCAUUUUGCUUUAUUCCAUCAUAUUCCCAAACCAAAAAAUUAAGAAUCAUUGGCUUCAUUGCAAAUGAUGGAAAAGGUAAAUUAAUUAGAUAUGCAGUAAAAAUAAGCAAGUGCUAUCAUGAUUUUUUUUUGAUGUUAGGAGCCUAGGACUGGAGGAAACAUAUAGCAGUGUUGUAUUCAUAUGGUCAUGUUACUGCUUUUUUAUCGUCCUACUAGCCAAACAUUUUUCAAUUAUGUGAAUAUCUUACUGAGUUUUCACUGGAGUAGGAUAUGUGUAGUAACUUGGAAUGUCAUACAUUCUGCCCAAGGUUUCUUACAACUUUACUGACGAGUGGUGAGGGUAACAAAAGAAGUGUGGAACUGCUUGGUGAAAUGUUUGAGGAACAAAGCUAAAGGUUCUAUAUACAAUUAUGGGUCGUGAUCAAGCACAGUUUUACGGUCUUUUUCUCAAGAAUACAAUGUACAAUAGGUAUUCCCCAUUUACUAGUUCAUUAUUAAAUAUCUGACAAUUGCUUUUAAUACAGUGAUGUUAAUUAGCACCCAUAUUGUUUUGAGAUCACUUUUAUUUCAAUUGCGAC
Messenger RNA from Cuscuta europaea, 3899 nucleotides. The record is from the annotation of a GenBank genome assembly. NCBI's taxonomy places the organism in Eukaryota, Viridiplantae, Streptophyta, Magnoliopsida, Solanales, Convolvulaceae.